AUAGUUACAGGUUGGAAGUUUCUAUUGAUGAUAAAAAAAGAAAGUAAUGAGAGAGAGAGAGAUGAUGAUGGAAGAGAAAAAAUGAAUUUUCUGUUCAUUCAGUUUCUCUUCAUGAAACUUACUCUCAAUCUCAUCUAGUUAACUGUUCACAACAAUUAACCCAUCAAAAUGAAUUAACCAAUUAGAAUAAUCUGAAAACUGUUUACAAGUACAAAGAUCGAUAAUCAUCAGUUAAUUGUUAUGUCAUUAAAUCACAAUUAACUCAAUCAACCUGUGUGUCCAUUUGAAAACAAAAUGAUCCAUAAAUAUAUUGACCACUCGAUGACCAAACUUUCAUCUUAAUCUUAACUCACACAAUCAAAGUGAUAAUCAACAAUUAAUACCCAAUCAAUUAAACCUGUUGACCACAUCAAACACAAAACCAGUAAAUCAUCAAUCAAAUCUAAUCACACCAAUUGACCAAAGUGUUUAAUUGAUUACCAAGUUUUUCGUUAUACAAAACGAAAAAAGUUUCACAAUUAGUUAAUCAUGUCAGAUGAAAGUGAAACUAAAUCAACAUUGGAAACAAUUCUUACUGAUGAUCCACUUUCACAAUCAUUUUUUCAUUACUCUCAAGGUAAAAGACUCCAGGAAAAAAUCUCAAUCACAAUUUGUAGCAUUUUAAUUACUCUCAAUGCUUAUUACCUUUGGUUAAACUUUGAUUCAGUCAAAUGGUUUACCGUUUUUCUUGCAGCAAUAAGCGGGAUAAUCGCUGCCGAUUUUAUAAGUGGCCUUGUCCAUUGGUCAGCGGACACUUGGGGGUCAGUCGAACUGCCCCUUGUAGGCAAAGCGUUUAUCCGACCCUUUCGUGAACAUCAUAUUGACCCUACGGCCAUUUUACGACACGAUUUCAUUGAGACAAACGGGGACAAUUUCAUGUCCAUUAUUCCGGCGCUAAUUUACUUGGCAAUUUAUUUUAAUUACAACGAUAGUAAAUCAAUUGGCACAAAUUACAAUUCACUUUGCUUUAUUUUUCUACUCGCAAUUUUCAUCGCCUCAACAAAUCAGAUACACAAAUGGUCUCAUACUUACUUUGGACUACCAAGAAUCGUUGUUUUUUUACAAGAUAUUCACCUGAUUUUGCCUCGAAAACAUCACCGAACACACCAUAUAUCACCCCACGAAUCGUGCUAUUGUAUAACCACCGGUUGGCUUAAUUAUCCAUUGGAUUACAUUUAUUUCUGGUAUUGGUUGGAGUUGACCAUCUCCUCUUUAACUGGACACAAACCGAGGGAAGAUGACUUUAGAUGGACACGUAAGGUGACCAACACUCAGAACAAUAAGAAUGUAAAUUUAAUUAACAAUAGAAACGCCUAAAGUCAUUACUAUUAAUCAAGAGAAGAAUUGGAAAAUUAAUUCCAAUGAUUAACUCCAAUUGUGUGGAAAAUAAUAAUAAUUAAUCAACUAAUUGUCUCAUUGACAUUAUUGAGGAAAAAAAAUUAGCGAAAGGGUUGAUUAUUAAUUACAUCUCGAAAAUGAAGAAAAGAUAAUUUUAAUCAUUCCAAAGGUUGAAACAAUUAGUUAAUGAUGAAAAUUAAAGUGGAUUAAAUUGUUAACAGUUAAUCAACUGAUUGGAGAGAGAGAGAGAAAAAAAAAUCAAUUGGAAAAGUUUGAUUCGUUCAAUGGAAAACAAAGGUUACAAUUGAUCAAUUUUUUUUCUAUCUCUCGGUUAACUUUAAUCAGUGAGAACAAUUAAAAACAAGUCCUUUAAUUAAACUAUCAAUCAAUUGUUUUCUUAUCAAUCAAUGACCUUAAAUCAAAUUGGAAAUGAUUAAAGUUCAAAGUUAAUUUAAGUGAAAAAAAAAUUGUCCAAAAAAGUUAAUUCAAUAAUUGUUUCUGAAAGAAAACAGUUAAUUGUUAUUAAUCAAAAAAUCAUCAGAUAAUUGAGAAUCUAAUUGCAGACAGAAGUCAAAGCUUAAUGAUAGCAAUUAAGGAUUUAAUUGAAUAUUGAUGUUCGAUAAUUAAUUGUGAUCAAAAAAUUGAUUGGUAAUUUGAUUUGUGGUUAAUUGUUGUUAUUAUUAUAAUCAAGGUGGUAAAUGAUUAACUUUUAAUUGUAGAUACAAUAUAAUGUGAAUCGAUUGAUUUUUUUUAAUUGUUAUAUCAUAUAUGUUGGAAAUCAAUUGAGUAAA
This is a messenger RNA of Panonychus citri (citrus red mite), 2168 nucleotides long. It is a transcript of the gene Kua, whose product is annotated as plasmanylethanolamine desaturase-like. NCBI's taxonomy places the organism in Eukaryota, Metazoa, Arthropoda, Arachnida, Trombidiformes, Tetranychidae. The record is from RefSeq and is a predicted model, not a curated record. The transcript is spliced from 4 exons. Gene Ontology annotation, molecular function: oxidoreductase activity. Bases 529 to 1356 code for a protein of 275 amino acids.